UAAGUUGUCAAAUACAUAUUGAUUAUUGUUUUUCUCUGACCGAAAAAAAAAAAAUUUAACUAAAAAUUUUAUUUAGUUAAUUUUAAACGUCCUAAAACUUAAAAAAACAGGCGAAGCUAUGGCGAGAUUUUUAGGACUUGAUAGGUUAGCUAAAAUUUAUGAUAUUAUUCGUCAAGCUGGUGGUAUUCGCGCAGCAUAUAUGAAACUUUACAGAUUUGAUGAGCUUAAACCUGGAACCCUUGUUGGAACCGAUAAAUAUGGUAAUAGAUAUUAUGAAAAUCCAUAUUAUUUCUAUGGUCGUAAUAGAUGGGUAGAAUAUGCAGAUCACUUUAAUAUGGAUUACGAUGGAUCACAGAUUCCAGCUGAAUGGUUUGGUUGGAUGCAUUACAAGACCGAUAUUCCACCAACCUUAGACGGAUCUCGCCCUAAAUACAAAUGGAUGAUUGACCAUAGCGAAAAUUUAUCGGGAACUAAAGCUCAGUAUAUGCCGUACACAACUACUCCUCCGAAAAUUGAGGCAUGGGAUCCAAAAAAAUCAUCUAGCAAAGAAUAAAAUUGUUAACAUUUAGGAAAGAUUUUAUUAAACCAAAAUUAUCUAAAAUAUUAAACAAUUUUUUUAAUUGUAAAGUUUUAAGAAAAACAAUAUCUACAUAACAUUCUUAUUUUUUCUAUAUAAUCUUUACUCAAUCGCUGUUUAUAACUUUAGAUUGGCAAUAAACUGUAGCUCCUAUAAUUUUAUGGAAAUUAAAACAA
This is a messenger RNA of Condylostylus longicornis, 753 nucleotides long. It is a transcript of the gene ND-B17.2, whose product is annotated as probable NADH dehydrogenase [ubiquinone] 1 alpha subcomplex subunit 12. Gene Ontology annotation, cellular component: membrane. The record is from RefSeq and is a predicted model, not a curated record. Bases 119 to 553 code for a protein of 144 amino acids. NCBI's taxonomy places the organism in Eukaryota, Metazoa, Arthropoda, Insecta, Diptera, Dolichopodidae. Gene Ontology annotation, biological process: mitochondrial respiratory chain complex I assembly; response to oxidative stress. The transcript has 4 exons.